AUGAAAGUUUCAGUUAUCUGCUUGGCGUUAUGUGCGUGCGUGUGGGCCGCGGCCGCAGACGUCGCGCACAUCAAAGGAGCCAAGUCAAGGAUCAUCAGCCGCUUGGCCGGGAAGCACCACAAACGAGGCAUCCUGUCCGGCGUGCCUCCGUUCAAGCUGGGCCAUGAUAUACCCUAUGUGACCCAUUCUGUGGUGAAACCUUUAGUGGUUACUUACCCGCCCACAGCAUCAGUCGCAGCGGUGAAAGUACCAGUGUCAGGCUCUCACUUCCCCCGCUAUCCCGUACCAGUGGGGCAUAAAGUGCCAGGGCUACCGCAUCCGCAUUACGCACUCAAGUUCCCUCACCAUAGAUACGCGGCGAAACCUGAUCAUCAUUUCCAUCAUCAUCAUCAUCACGUCGCCCCGAGGCCCUUAGUGCCCGUUGUUCCAGCGCCGCCCGUGGCUCAUGCUGCACCCGUGAUCCCAGCGCCUUCUCCGACAGUCGCCGUAGUGAAUGCCGCGCCGCCCCCGCCCCCAGUAUUCCCCGCACAACUUCCAGUCCCCGCGCCGCCAGUGCCAGUAAUUCCAGAUCAUUUUCAUCUGAAACAUUUUCUUCCCGCCGCAACGGCGCCUCUUCCUCCUCCGCCAGCUCUGCCUGCCCCUCUUCUGCCCUUACACCAGCCUUUCCCUUAUAUAAUUCGUCCCGGUGGAGCCGUGCAGACUUCCUUCUUCGCAACGUAUCCGCGAUACCCACUCCUAAAUAGCUACCAAGCUCCUCUCAUACCUUUCGCACCUGCCGCUCCAGCUUUGCCAGCUCCGACACAAGUGCUCCUCGAGCGUCCACAUUUACAUCCGUAUCAUCUCGUGCCUCAAGCCGCAGCCGCGCACGGAGUGGUGGAGCAACACACGCCGAAUGUCGUCGUCGAACAAACGCCAGCUCAUUUCCAUUCUACACAAUUAGUUCCACAGCCCCAUGUUCACGUGCAUCCCGCGCAAGAAGCACUACCACAACCCGGUUUCCACUUGCAUUCCACUCAAGCCGUACCUCAAGGUAUUCCUUUACACCCGACCCAACCUUCUGUAUCCGUAGAGCACGACGGGUGGUCUCCGGUGGCUCCGGCGCAGCCGCACGACCUCGCCACGUCUCACGAGGCACACUACCCGCACCAUCAUCAUCACUUCACGCAGGAGCAAGGCACCCAAGUGUACGAGCACCACACGGAGAACGAGCAGCACGACUACCAACACCAAUUGCAUCACAUCCAACAACAGAUCGAACAGGCGCAGUACGAGCAGAGCUUGCACAACCAGCAGCAGCAGCCCGCGCCGGAGUACGGCGUGCCGCAACAAGAAUACGGUCAACCCAACGAAUACUCUCAACAAGGACAAGAUUUUGGACAGCAUCAGCAAGAUUUUGCUCAUGCUCAAGAAUUCGUCCAGCAAGGGCAUGACUUCGCACACCACGCUCAAGACUUUGCCCACAACGCCCAAGACUAUGCUCACAACGCCCAAGACUUUGCUCAACACGGUCAAGAUUUCUCGCAGCACGGUCAAGACUUUUCUCAAAACGGGCAGGAUUUCAACCAGAACAACUAUAACGUAGCGCACUUGGGCCAAGAGUACGGAGUGCCGCACCAGGGCGUGGAAGGGCGGAGUUCCGAGGACAGCGCAGAGCAGCAGCCCCAGUUCCACAACCACAUCCCCCUCGGCCUCCAGCCGCCCAUCGACAGGCCGCUAGAUCAUUUCCAAUAGUUACGGUAUAACCGCAUAGCUGGCAGCUUGAGAGUGUGACUACGUCAUU
Molecule: messenger RNA, 1780 nt
Organism: Maniola jurtina (meadow brown)
Lineage: Eukaryota; Metazoa; Arthropoda; Insecta; Lepidoptera; Nymphalidae
Product: SR-related and CTD-associated factor 4-like
Exons: 3
Coding region: 1-1731 (576 amino acids)
Source: RefSeq, a predicted model, not a curated record